AGCAAUUUUCUGCUGUCUUUGUGUCAAAAUAUUAUCCCUGAAAUUAGAACAUGAGAAAAUAUGAAGCAACAUCACAUCGACAUAAAGUGAGGUGUUAAAUUUUCCGGUUCAUCUUAACCAAUCAUAAUCAUCAUACGGCUUAUCACAGUGUACAAGAUAGACGAGACGAAACCAUCUAUUGUAUCAGGGCACAGAUAGCCAGGAAUAACAUUGCACUGUCUAAAAUGAAAAGGCAGUUGUGUAGUCAGACGGUCUAUGAUCGAAAGUUUGUUGAAACUAGCUACCCGUUUAUUCCUGCGAUACGAGAUCAAUACGAGAAUGUUUCAAAUGCUACAACAGUUUCGUCAAACUCUUUAACUUCACUAGUGAGCCUGAUCACGGAGUUAGAGAUGCAAUAUGGAGGGUGGAGCAAGGAGAAAUCAUACAUCAAAAAUUACGACAGCAUGCCAUCUAACGAUGGAGAAGUACGACUUGAAAAAAUUCUUGGAUCAAAUGAUGACGAUAGUCAUCCCACUAGAAACUCUUGCCGAUUUCAAAGAACGAGAAAAGAUCUUAUUCCUUUUAACGUAAAGCAACCAUACAAGAGGCGAACGAGAAAGAUAUACGACAGUCAACAAACGCUUGAACUUGAAAAGGAAUUUCACUACACUCGUUACCUCACAAAAGAACGCAGAGCGGAGCUUUCAGAUUCGUUGCGACUGACAGAGAAGCAAAUCAAAAUAUGGUUUCAAAACCGCCGCAUGAAAUGGAAGAAAGCAAAGCAUCCGGUCAUACAAUAUAAGAAAAAACUAAGCUCCAGCAGAAACAAACAAACUGAAACUAAUUGUUAAAAUUCAACAGUUGCCCAUACGUCAUGUAAGAUUUAUCAAAACAAUAAUAUAUAUUUCUGCUUUUAGCUAGUUAAGAGUUUCAUAUAAACUUCACGUAAUAUAUAGUCAUUUUUGCGACAAAAAUUGCUCUUUUGUAUUUGAUUCGUCCCUUAAUUGUGAAGAAAUACUUGCCACAAUCAAACAUUCUUAAAAAUCGCAAUAAAUAAUCGUAUUUGUACGUUUAGCUAUAUAGAAGAUAGACCUUUCGCCAGUGAUGAAGUAAACAGGCAGUCGCAUCUUUUUCCUUUAAUGUUGACUUGAAUAGUCAACGAUCUUAGGCCAAAUUAGACAUUUCGCACCUGCUUAACGCGUAGCUAGUCAGACAGUCUUACGGAAGUAUGGCACUUUCUCAAAAUAGUGUUGUUUGAGAAUGUGCGCCAGUCAUCAUGUCUAUACAUUAAACAGCAAAUAAGUCAUGAAAAUUGGCUAUGUACUAGAAGAUAUCAGUCUUGCGGGUAAAAUAAAGAUAUGAAAGACACGAAUGCCUUUAUUGAAUAAUCUAAAUGUACUUACAUGUGUAAUGUAUAUUAGCUAAUAUUAGAACAAUCACCUAAGAUAAAUCAAUAAAUACAUUUUAUUAGUGAGUCGAAUGUGGUCUUAGAUAACUGCUGUGAAAACGCAUUGUACAUUUGUACUACAAGAAUUGAGUGUCGUAAUAAAAUUACAAGUUUAAAACUCCUA
Xenia sp. Carnegie-2017 is the source of this 1550-nucleotide messenger RNA. RefSeq names its product homeobox protein Hox-B4-like. Gene Ontology annotation, molecular function: RNA polymerase II cis-regulatory region sequence-specific DNA binding; DNA-binding transcription factor activity, RNA polymerase II-specific. The coding region runs from base 225 to 830 and encodes 201 amino acids. Lineage: Eukaryota; Metazoa; Cnidaria; Anthozoa; Malacalcyonacea; Xeniidae. Gene Ontology annotation, cellular component: nucleus. The transcript has 2 exons. Gene Ontology annotation, biological process: negative regulation of transcription by RNA polymerase II; anterior/posterior pattern specification. The record is from RefSeq and is a predicted model, not a curated record.